Cylicostephanus goldi is the source of this 800-nucleotide messenger RNA. Lineage: Eukaryota; Metazoa; Nematoda; Chromadorea; Rhabditida; Strongylidae. The record is from the annotation of a GenBank genome assembly.
GGCACAGUGCAUUGGUCGUCUUCAAAAGGCAUAGACAAGUCAAAGGACACCACUCAGUAUUUCUAUCAGCCACGACCCGUUGAUGUGGAAACCACUGGCUACGUUCUGCUGAGUUACAUGCUCGACGCUGAAACAGAAAAGGGUCUUCCUCUAGUUCGCUGGCUUACCGCCCAAAGAAACGCCUACGGUGGAUUCUCAUCUACCCAAGACACUGUGAUUGCUUUGCAAGCUCUUGGAAGUUAUGCUGAGCACGCAUAUUCGAGCGACUCAAAUGUGACGGUCACCGUCGGCAACGGUGCCGACAAUCAAGCAUUCGGUGUUUCUGUAAGGAAUGCUAUCGUUCUGCAGAGCUACGAGCUGCCACAUAUCGACUCAAACGUUGACAUCAAGGCUACGGGAAAGGGAACGGUCUUUGCUCAGGGAUACAAAGAUAAAGUUUCGUACUCGUACCAUCGCAACUCUCUUCGUGACGAUUCACCAUUCUUCUGCUCAAAAGACUUGAAAGAACUACGCAAUGGCAACAGAAUGCAGUUGGAUCUCUGUUGCAAUAAGGCUGCACAUUUGGACCGUCUUUUCAGCUACACACGAACUGCCGGCAAGUCCAAUAUGGCGGUUGCAGAAGUGGAAGCUUUGACAGGAUAUAAAUUUGAUGAAGAGGAGAUGGGUAAGCUGACGGGAAUUUCUGAUUUGCAACGAGUUGAGCUUGACCACGACGACACGAAAAUGAACAUUUACUUCAAUCCAUAUCACAUGCAGCAAAGAACUCAUACGUUAAAGCAACUUCACUCACCUUUUUGAAU